Molecule: messenger RNA, 1014 nt
Organism: Populus euphratica (Euphrates poplar)
Lineage: Eukaryota; Viridiplantae; Streptophyta; Magnoliopsida; Malpighiales; Salicaceae
Gene: DSPTP1
Product: dual specificity protein phosphatase 1
Exons: 6
Coding region: 158-685 (175 amino acids)
Biological process (GO): negative regulation of MAPK cascade; peptidyl-tyrosine dephosphorylation
Cellular component (GO): cytoplasm
Molecular function (GO): protein tyrosine/threonine phosphatase activity; MAP kinase tyrosine/serine/threonine phosphatase activity; MAP kinase tyrosine phosphatase activity
Source: RefSeq, a predicted model, not a curated record
AAAGAUCAAAAUAGUGUGGGCACGCGGAGAAUUCUCUUAGUUGUUCUUCUUCCAGCACUACUAGAGAGGACGAGGAGAUUGAGAGAUCUCUUUUGAUUGAACUUUGAAGGAAGAACAUAAGCAACAAGCGGAAAAUAAAAGUCUUAUCCUGCAAGCCAUGAAUAAUCAGAUUGAUGAUUCGAUCAAGAAUCAAGUAGCAGCACUUUUGCGAGUUAUAAAUGUAACUAGAUUCUUUAAGGGAGAUGAUGUUCCAUGCCAGAUUGAAGAGGGCCUAUUCUUGGGUUCUGUGGGUGCUGCUACUAACAAGGAUGCACUUAAUAGCAAGAAUAUUACACACAUCUUAACUGUAGCUAAUUCAUUGCCUCCCUCUUUUCCAAAUGAUUUUGUAUAUGAAGUCAUUGGAGUCGCGGAUAGAAAUGACACCAAUUUAAUGCAGUACUUCGACAAGUGUUUCAAUUUUAUUGAUGAAGCCAAGAGGCAGGGAGGUGGUGUUUUGGUCCAUUGCUUUGUUGGAAGGUCCCGAAGUGUGACUAUUGUUGUUGCUUAUUUGAUGAAAAGGCAUGGAAUGAGACUAUCUGAAGCUUUGGCACAUGUGAAGAGUAGAAGGCCUCAGGCUGGACCUAAUUCUGGUUUCAUCUCACAGCUUCAAGACUUUGAGAAAUCUCUUCAAGGUAUCUCUUCAUAAUGUGUCAAAGGAAGACGUGAAGAAGCACGAAUGGACGCUUAGAAAAUAUAAAACUCCGCUGAGGAGGAAUAUAGCAUUUGUGAUUAGAAGAAGUAAAUAGCUUGGUCAUUGCUAUUGAAAUGGUGAAAAUACAAGACUGGCUUUUCUAUCUGCUUUUGACAAGGUGAUGAAUUCACAAGGACCAAGUGUCAUGGAACUAUUGUCAUCUGAAUCAGACUCUUAUUUUUAUUAGAGGAGGGUGCACAGUUCUGAAGUUGAUGUUGAUGGUUAAAUAUUGUAAGUAUUUUUAAAUUGAUAUGAUAUUUAGCUGUAUGAACGUGAUCAUUAGU